AUGCCGCCAUGCGUGUCCCAAUGCCGCCAUGCGUGCCCCAAUGCCGCCAUGCGUGCCCCAAUGCCGCCAUGCGUGCCCCAAUGCCGCCAUGCGUGCCCCAAUGCCGCCAUGCGUGCCCCAGUGCCGCCAUGCGUGCCCCAAUGCUGCCAUGCGUCUCCCAAUGCCACACUCCCGGCCCCACGUGUGUGUUGGCAGGAGGGGCAGGGAGCGGAGGCGGGGCAGGAGGUGCUGGCGGAGCAGGCGGGGCGGCAGGCGGGGUUGGCGGGGCAGGUAGCUGCGGAGGCGGUGAGGAGCAACGAGGGCUACGUGGCGUUGGCGUGGGCCAGACGCACCGAGGCGCGCGGCGGGUGGUGGGACGGGCGACACAUGACGCAGCUCGUGGCGGCGGCCGGUUGGGACGGGCGCACUGGACGGCCCGCGCAGGGCACCUGCUCGGGAGAAGAUGCGCUCGGGGCGGGGGAGGCAGAGGGAAAGGACGCGGCGAGGGGCAAGGUGGCAGGGGGGAAGGCGAGCGGCAUCUCGAUGCUGCCGCCGGUGACGGCCCUGCCCCGCUACACUGCCUGGCGCGUUGCCUCCCACAACGGGGUGCGUGUGGACAUGUACGAGCAGGUGAAGCCAGGCGAGGACGAGGGGACGGACACGAGGGCCACGGCCACCACCACCCAUGGAGGGGCCUCGUGUGCUCCUGAGGAGCUCCCUUUCAG
This is a messenger RNA of Closterium sp. Naga37s-1, 704 nucleotides long. The record is from the annotation of a GenBank genome assembly. Lineage: Eukaryota; Viridiplantae; Streptophyta; Zygnematophyceae; Desmidiales; Closteriaceae.